Messenger RNA from Prosopis cineraria, 1509 nucleotides. RefSeq names its product alpha-amylase-like. The transcript has 4 exons. Bases 68 to 1342 code for a protein of 424 amino acids. The record is from RefSeq and is a predicted model, not a curated record. Gene Ontology annotation, biological process: carbohydrate metabolic process. Lineage: Eukaryota; Viridiplantae; Streptophyta; Magnoliopsida; Fabales; Fabaceae. Gene Ontology annotation, molecular function: calcium ion binding; alpha-amylase activity.
GCCUAUAAAAUGCGGCUGAAUCACCCUCAACCUCAAGAGUCCUCAACGCAAAAUCUAAUUAAGAAACAUGAAGUCUCUCGCCUCCUUCUGUUUCGUUUUCCUCUGCAUUUCACUUCUCCCUUCCUUCUCCUCCUCUUCCAUACUGUUCCAGGGUUUCGACUGGGCAUCCAAAGAUAAAGCAGGGGGAUUUUACAACUAUCUCAAGACCCAGGUCCCUUUGAUUGCAGAUCUUGGAGUCGACUAUGUUUGGCUUCCUCCUCCCUCCAACUCUGAUCCUAAGGGCCCUGAAGGAUACUUGCCGAAAAGAUUAUAUGAUCUUGACACCUCGAAAUACGGUAACAAGGAGGAAUUGAAGUCACUGAUAGCAGCAUUCCGCGAUAGAGGAGUGAAAUGCAUCGCCGACAUAGUCAUCAAUCACAGAGCUGCCGAGAGGCUGGACGAAAGAGGACUUAGUAUCUUCGAAGGUGGUACUCCCGAUGACCGUCUCGACUGGAAUGUGUCAGAAAUCUGUUCCGAUGAUACGCAGUUUCAUGGCACCGGAAAUCCCGACACCGGCAUCGGCUGGGGGGAUGUACCGGACAUCGACCACACCAAUCCCAGGGUGCAGCGAGAGCUCGCUGACUGGAUGAACUGGUUGAAGUCAGACGUUGGAUUCGUAGGAUGGAGGUUCGACAUGGUUUUAGGCUACGCUCCCAGGUUCACCAAAAUCUACAUGGACCAGACCACACCGGAAUUUGCAGUCGGAGAGCUUUACGAGAAGGUCACCAUGGGCUCAGACGGAAAACCCUUGGCGAACCAAGACCCGCAUCGUGCGAGACUGGUGAAGUGGGUGCAAGACGCAGGUGGGGCCGUCACGACCUUCGACUUCACAACCAAAAUGGUGCUCGGAGCCGCCGUACAAGGUGAACUGUGGAGGAUGAAAGAUGCGAACGGUAAGCCACCGGGGAUCAUCGGAACCGACCCAUCCAGUGCCGUCACCUUAAUCGAUAACCAUGACACUUGGUCACAGCAAACCUGGCCCUUCCCGAAGGAUAAAGUCACGCUUGGUUACGCUUACAUACUCACUCACCCAGGCCAUCCCUCAAUCUUCUACGACCACUACAUCGAUUGGGAAGAACAACGAGCGCCCAUAAAGAAUUUGACGGACAUCAGGAAGAGGAAUGGGAUAAACCCGACGAGCAGCGUCAACAUUCUGGCAGCUGAUGCUGAUCUGUACAUGGCUGAGAUAGACAACAAGAUCGUUGUCAAGAUUGGGCCCAACGGUGAUCUGAAGAACCUUCUUCCUCAAAAUGCGGUGCUUGCUACCAGUGGACAAGACUUCGCCGUUUGGGAACUUCAUUAACAGCCCUCUCCAAUAAAAUUGAUGUUGAAUCAAAAUAAUAUGUCAAUUUCUUCCCAUCAAUAUAUGUUUAACAUAAACAAAUUUCUUAUGGCUGCGUAUGAAAAACGACAAUAAUUGUAGCCAGUAGCCACAAUAGUUAUAUCCAUUGGCGUCACUGUACUUAUCAA